This is a messenger RNA of Cercopithifilaria johnstoni, 954 nucleotides long. NCBI's taxonomy places the organism in Eukaryota, Metazoa, Nematoda, Chromadorea, Rhabditida, Onchocercidae. The record is from the annotation of a GenBank genome assembly.
AUGGAGCUCUAUAUAUGGCCAUCUGAUUUUGGAUUACCUUCAGUAGAUUCUCGCUGUCUUCAGUUCAUGGCAUGUGCCAAAUUUUGUGCCGCACCGGUAUCUGUGAUUCCUAGUUGGUCACCAUGGAAAAGUCAGAAUGGUGAAUAUCCAAUGUUUGUUGAUGGAAGUAAUAUGGUCGAGAAAAUUUAUGACUUCGAUAAGUUUGCUAACAUGUUAAGAAAAAGCGGCCAGGAAGUUGUGCUGGACAGCGAAUUGAGCACUAGUGAAAAAUGCGAAUUUGAAGCAUAUUCAAGUUUAAUGCAUCGAAAUUUCUAUCCUGCUGAGUUGCAAUUUCUGUGGCUUGAUUCUUAUAAUUACUCAGCGAUUACGCAGCAUUGGUAUUCAAAACAACUACCAUUUGGUUAUAAUUUAUAUUAUCUGGAAAAACGUCGGAGACGGGCUCAAGCCUACGUUUCAGCUUGCGGUCGUAAUGAAACGCAAAUUAUUCAUGAUGCCGUAAAUACAAUCAAGUUUUUAGAAUGCAGACUUGAUAAUAAAAAGUAUUUCUAUGGUGACAAACCAAGUUCCAUUGAUGCCUUAAUUUUUGGCUAUUUGGCACCAAUUCUAAAGCUACCACUUCCGUCGGAUCGAUUGCAGCAACACAUAAUGAGUUGUCCAAAUGUUGUACGAUUUAUCGAAUCUAUUAUAAGCAUAUAUCUGCCACUCAGUGAAACUCAGAUAAGACAACAAACUGCUCUAAAGGAGAAAUGGAAUAGUCGGCGUCGUGCACAAAAAGAAGCAGUACAGAUGAAUUUGCGGCGAACUACAGCGAAGGAACAACACUCAUCAGGUCUGGUAGCUGAAACGAUCUUCUUUGCUGUAGGCGCUUUAACGUUAUCGGUGUUAUUUGCUGUACAUUGUGGUUUAGUAACAUUUGGUGUGGUAGAAGAAGAACCGCAAUUCGGAACGCUUUAG